CCAAGAUAGCCCUGUAGCAGAAGCUAAAAGAAUUUUUUUUUUAAAUUUUUUUUCGAACAAACAAACUCUAAUUCAGAAUGGGUGUCUUCAAAACAUUCUAAAAAUGCAUAUAACGCAUCCAUAAUUAACCAAGUGAGUCCCAGGAAAUAUCGAGAUAAUUGAGGUUAAACUCGAAUUUUCCCUCGUUCCCUCUAAUUCAUUUCUGCAACUGAUUUGCUGUGACUAGAAUCGUUUGUGCAAACAGGAAAUAAACUGAACACACUUGAGCCAAAUGGAUCCUCGAAAAGCAUACUCAGAAGAUCCCAGAAUACCCUGUCAUUAUGGGCGAAAAUGUUACCAGAAAAACCCCAAUCAUCAUACCAAAUAUAAGCACCCACCUGACCCUAAAAGAAAGAAACAUUUCAUUCAUGACGAUGUUAAGAGGAAGAAGUUGACCGAUACUGUUGCUGACAAUAAAACUACAAUUGACCAGAAACAGAUUGACAACGAUGAGAAUAGUACGAAAGUUUUAUCUGAAACCAGUGAGGAAUCUCCAAAGAAGAAGGAAGUGCUUAUUAAUAAUAACGUAUCAGAUAGUGAGUCAGAAAGUGAAUCCAAAGACACGUCUCCAAUUAGCAAUGCCGACCAAGAAAGUAUACCGAGUUCACUUGAUGUGGAAGAUGAACAAAAACCUGAGGCAAUACCAUGCAGUCAUGAAAAUGGACACAACAAUGAAUAUAGCCGGAAUUACAUCAAGUCGAAAUUCUUAUUAGAAAUGCCUAAGGAUUUCUAUGAAUUUUUCAGUGUAUGUGAACGCCUCAAUCCGAAGGACCCUUCGAAGGCCUUGGAAAGUAUAGGUUUGAAACUUGUAGGCCCUUUCGAUGUGCUGUGUGGGAAGUUUUGCGGUAUCAAGAAGAAAAGUGAGGAUUAUUUGAUACAUUGGAGGUAUUAUUUCGAUCCUCCGAAUUUUGUAACCGUCCUUAAAGGUGAUGAUAAGACCGGGUACCACAUUGGGUAUUUUUGGGAUAACCCCAGUGAAAAUCCAGUUUUCCUGGCUGAAAAUUGCGGAUUGAAAGAUGGUAUUCUGACACCUAUUGGAGGUAAUAUAUUUGGGGCCGUAAGUUCAUACAUCGAGGAUAAAAAAAAGACCUGCGAUCCAUUCACUAAGAUGAAGUUUAAUAAGAUUCAAAACGAAAUGAAGGAAGGGGAGAAAUUAGGUUACGAUUUAUCGAGAAAAACGAAAGAGAUGGGAAAGAGGAACAACAAAGUGCUCUCCAGGACUUUCAAUAAAAUCGGACUUGUAGUUCCUUAUGAAAGAAAGACACAGUUGGGCUACAGGAAACUGGCAAUGUCCGAUAAAGCUUUGGAAGUUCUUCUGACCAAAAUCGACAAGGCUGGUCCGGAAAAUAAAUCAAAAUUUUUAGGUGAACUUCAAUCGGAGAUUCUAACCUGGACCGACAUAGCUUGUGAUGAGUGUGACUUUGGAACGGGUAUCGAGUUAGGUUGGGAUAUUCUUUGCCAUGGGGUGGACUUGAACCACACCACUGCCAGGUUGCUAGCCAGCAAUUACCGUCAAUUGAAGUGGGAAGAGUUUGCGAAGAUCGCUGAAGCUCAUAUGGGCAACAGAAGGAGAGGGUGUGAUUUGAGUAUUUUAUGAUAUCGACCUUGUUUUAUUGUUUAAAUUAACUGUAAUAAAUUGAAUCUUU
Coccinella septempunctata (seven-spotted ladybird) is the source of this 1685-nucleotide messenger RNA. It is a transcript of the gene Hpf1, whose product is annotated as histone PARylation factor 1. The transcript is spliced from 4 exons. Gene Ontology annotation, molecular function: histone binding; poly-ADP-D-ribose binding. Lineage: Eukaryota; Metazoa; Arthropoda; Insecta; Coleoptera; Coccinellidae. The record is from RefSeq and is a predicted model, not a curated record. Gene Ontology annotation, cellular component: nucleus. Gene Ontology annotation, biological process: DNA damage response; regulation of protein ADP-ribosylation. The coding region runs from base 272 to 1636 and encodes 454 amino acids.